This is a messenger RNA of Elgaria multicarinata webbii, 1815 nucleotides long. It is a transcript of the gene SRRM4, whose product is annotated as serine/arginine repetitive matrix 4. Gene Ontology annotation, cellular component: nucleus. The record is from RefSeq and is a predicted model, not a curated record. The transcript has 14 exons. Gene Ontology annotation, molecular function: mRNA binding. The coding region runs from base 1 to 1815 and encodes 604 amino acids. Gene Ontology annotation, biological process: neuron maturation; mRNA processing; regulation of RNA splicing. NCBI's taxonomy places the organism in Eukaryota, Metazoa, Chordata, Lepidosauria, Squamata, Anguidae.
AUGGCGAGCGUCCACCAAGGCGAAAAGCAGCUGUUCGAGAAGUUCUGGCAAGGGACUUUCAAAGCCGUGGCCACCCCGAGACCCGGCAGCGUGAUCGUGGCCAGUAUCACUGCCCGCAAGCCCCUGGCCAGCAUGGAAGCACCCAGCUGCCUGUCACUUCUCACAGAUGUCAAACAAUCAGAGGUUCCACGUCCAGGUCAAGAGACCUCCAGCACCAAUGGCUGCGUGAGGCUGAAGGACAGCCAGGAGCACGCCAGGCACAAAUCACGCAGCCCAUCCUACAACGAGGAAUGUCCACCACCUCCUACCAAGGGGAAGAAAAAGAAGAAGAAAUCUACACGGAAGAAGAGACGGAGGUCUCCAUCCUGUAGCCCCUCCCCUCCGAAGAAGAAGAAAAAGAAGAAGAAUUCAAAGAAAAGGAAAAGAAACAGGUUAUCUUCAAAGAAGAGAAGACACAGUUUCUCAAGCCCCAAAAGCAAAAGGAAGGAAGAAAGAAAACACAAGAAACACUCUCGUAGCCGGCCACAAAAAUCCCAACGCCACCGUCAUCGCCACUGCCGGUCUGGCUCAGAGGGCACCAAUUCUCUCUCGGAGAGCUAUGGAAGCAGGCCAACAGUGAGUUCACGGCAGGAAGGCCAUAAAGCUAGAUGGAAGCGGACCCGGAAAUCUUCAAAGAGCGCUCGGAAGCCAAACCGUGCCGCAGAGGGGACGGCCGCCCCCUUCCUUGGCUAUGCCCUCCAGAACCACAGCUUCCUCUCCACCACAGAAGUUAUUUCAAAGGCUGGGUCUACUGCUGACCUCUUUAAAAAAGCAGAGGGUCAGCUGGGCAAACGGAACGGAGAGCCCCAUGAAUACGACUCAGGAAAUGAUACUUCUUCCCCUCCAUCCACUCAGACAAGCACAUCCAGGUCAAAGGGCAGACAGGAAGCAAGCUGUCCAAUCCACGAUGGCUUCGGCCAGGCCUUCUCGUCUGGGAAGGCCAGCAGUGGCAGCAGCUCCGAUUCAGGAAACUCCUUCACCAGCUGCUUCUCACGGACUAAGGGAGCAACUUUGGAUGAUCCGACACCAAGUCCUGGAUUGGAAAUGUAUCUUUUCAGGGAUGGGUCAUUGCACUCUCUUGAACAUUCAGAGAAGAAGAAAGCGAGCCCUGUCUCUGCCCCUUUCCUCAGCUCCCCUCUUCGACCGUGUGUGCGGAAUGGGUCUUCUUCUAGCAGGUCGUCUCCCGAGUCCCACGCGUUGCAUCGCAAGGCUGGGCCCAGGUCCUCCCAAAGCAGAUCCUGUUCCUCAGAGUCAAGAUCCUACUCCCGUUCCCCCAGCUACUCGUCCAAGUCCUGCAAGAGAAGUCCCGGAAGCCGGAGUUCAAGGAAACGACGAAGCCCCAGCUAUUCUCGAUACAGCCCUGGCAGGGUCCGUGAACAGGAUCACAAGCACGGCUCCGGAGGGAAGGAUUCUCACAGGCAUCGUGACCACCGACGUCGCAAGCAAUCGUAUUCUCCCAUGAGAAAGCGAAGGAGAGAUUCCCCCAGCCACCUGGAGGCACGGCGCAUAACCAGUGCCCGGAAGCGGCCCAUCCCGUACUACCGGCCCAGCCCUCCUUCCUCAUCCCCCAGCAGUGUCAGCACUUACUCCUCUUGGUACAGCUGCUUCAGCUACUCUCCCAGCCGCAGCCGGAGCCACUCCAGCGACAGGACCAGCCGCAGCAGCAGCAGCAGCAGUGGCAGCAGCCGCAGCCGCAGCUCAGGGGCACGGCACAGCCGGCGAAGCUGCUCCAGGAGUUCCGGGUCUGCCGGCAGCUACGACAGCCUGCGACGUUAG